UCCUUUUCAAAAAGCAAUUUUUAGCAAGAUUUCACCGCUAUUGAUUUUAAUUCAUAUCAACGAAAUGCACUAGUAUUGUAAGCUUUACAUUUCGUUUUUAAUUUAGCCCUAAAAGUGAUAGCAAACCACGUAAAAGAUGGAAGAAAAUGCGUCUGCCAAUCUGGAUUCGUCCGGAGCAAAAAAAGCCAGCCCUUUCGAUAACCUGAGCAGAGACGAUCUGGUGAAGAAGUGUCGCGGUCUGCUUGGCAUUGCGCAAAAAGCAAAACAAGCUAAGGAUGAAUGUCAGGAAGAAAACCGGAAACUGAAAGAGCAAUUAGCACAAUGCGAGACGCAAAAAGCGGCCGAUAAGGAGGGGCUGAAAGCGAUGCAGGAAGUGGUCGAGUCGCUGACGGAUCAAAAACUAAAGGCUGCGAUGCGGGUGGAUGAGCUGGAGAAAAGUGCGUCCGGUUUGAGGCGAGAACUGGAGGGAGCUGCCCUGUUAAGGGAGAAGCAAGAUAAGCUGUCCGUCGAGAAUGAAGCCUUCCGGCGGCAGAUAAAACGACUGACCGAUGAGAACGAACAGCUUCUCGACGAUCUUGGAGGGAUGGAGAAUAAGCUGAAAAUUUUGGAGGAUGACAAUAGGAAAGUGAAACAGGAGAUGACUGAAGUGAAAACAGAUGCCACGCAAUCCGGAAAGGAAGAAAAAUUGGUGCGAAAGCUGAAGUUGUACAAAAACAAGGUACAGGAAAUAUCGGCUAAAAUUCUGCUGCUUAAGUCCGAUCGAAAAAUUUUACUGAAAACCGUUAAGGAAUAUUCAGAGCAGGUUCCGAAAUGGCAGAAAGAGCUGCUGAACGCUUCGGAAGCGUUAUUUAGCCGAACACAUGCCCUGGAGAAGGAGAAUCAUGCCCUGACGGAACGGUGCGCUUUGCAGGAAUCAAUUGAGGUCGAAAACCAAAAACUUCUUGCGGAAGUUGAUAGUCUAAAGCUUCAAAUUGUAUCAAGCGGGAAUCAAGGUCAAAGUCACGAAAGGGAAAUUCUUGCAUUGACGAAUGAGCUGGAGGAAGUAAAAAGAAAUUUACAAGUUAAAGAAUCAGAGGCAGUAGAAUUACAAGAUCUACACGCAAAGGUAGUUUCAAGUAACAACGAAAUUGAGCAAAGACUACAACAGGCGCUGGAAGAGAAUGAAAAAUUGCGUACGAAAAUGAAAGUAAACGAAAUGGAGAUUACCCAAACGCAGUGUGGCCCACUGGAAGAGAGAAUCACAGAAUUAGAACAAAGCUUAAAGGAUGAGAAGCAAAAACAUGAACAGCUCAGUCUCGUCUUGUCAGAAGCUAAAACCCAUUCUGACGAGCUUGCGGCACAUUCUCAAGCACAAUUAGAAAAAUUGGAGGCAAAUCAGAGUAUAAUCGAGCAGCUUGAGAUGCGAGUUGAAGAAAUCAGUAAAGAAAAUGCUCAGUUGCAACAUGAAAUAGAUCAAAUUCAUGCUCGUUACUCCAACCAGGAACAUGAAUUAGACUCUAAGCUUAAGGAUUUCGACGAACUGGACAAAUCCAGUGAAAUGCUCCAGGAAAAAAUUCGGCAAUAUGAAAAUGAUCUUCAGAAAAGUACGCAAGACCAAGCCGAACUUCAGAGUAAACUUUCCGAAUCGACGACCGCUUUAGAAACCCUGCAAGGUCGCUUUAAUGCUCUAACCGUUGAAAAUCAGCGAUUGCAGGUUGGUAACGCGCAGUUAUCACAAGAUCAAGCUGAUGAUCGUGAGGAACUAGCAACUGUUCGUUCGAAGUUCGAGCUGAUUAAGCUGGAGAACAGUGAACUACUUUCGGAACUGAAAGAAAUCAACGAAAUCCUAAAAGAACGAGGAGGAGUCAUCUCUCUGCAACUAUCGAAGAUUUCCGAGCUGGAAUCGCAAAAGACUGCCCUGGAACGGAGGCUAGCCGAACUGGGCAGUCCGGACGUGGAGCAGCUUCGAGUGCAACUGCAAGAGGCCGAGUGCUUGGCGGCUGAAAAAGAAACCGAAUUGAACGUCCUACGCGAAAGGGAGCGAAAUCUGGACGCCCAAAGUGACGCAAUGUCAACGUCGACAAUUUCCAGAGCGGAAGAAGUGGCCAGAAUGCGUGAGAUUGACGACAGCUUUGAGGAAAAGUAUAACAAGCUGCGCUCGCUGGCUGUGAAGUUGAAGAAGAAAGUCGCCGAGCAAACGGUUCUACUGCAGAAACACGAGAAGGAAAAGGAAUCGGUUGGACUGGGCAAGAACCUUCAAUCUUUACAAGCGGAGAAUGAUAAGCUGCUAGAUUUGUUGGAAAGCGAAAGGAAGGCGAAAGAGCAUUUAGAUGCGGAACUGAAGGAGUGCAAAGAACUCGUGGAUAAACAAAAGGUGGAGAUAGAGACUUUCAACGAAGUUCGUUCGUCGGAGAUCGACAGCAGUAAGCAGGACAAAUCUUCUCUCGAGUCAACCAUACGCGAGUAUCGUGAGCAGCUGCAAAGCUUGAAGCGCGAAAAGGAAGCCUUCAAUUUGGCUAAAAAGGAAAUCGAUUCGGAAAAUCAAAAGCUGAAGUCUGCACUCAAAGCUAAGGAAAAGCAACUUAGCGAUGAGCAGGAGGCUCAAAAGGAACUGAAAGCGGAAGUCGAAAGAUCUCGGCUGGUCGUGAAAAAAGCGAAUGUGUUGAGUUUAGAAAUGGAAGCUUAUGAAAAAUCAUUGGCCGAGCUGAACAAGAAGCUGGAAACGAAAAAGGCUCAGGUACAAGACCUCGAAGGAACGAUCGAUGCCCAGGAAGGAACAAUCAAAAGUCUUAAAAGCCAGAUGACUCUGUUAGAGCAAAGUUUAAGUUCGGAAAAAGUUCACUCGCAGGAGCUGAAAAAGAACGUCGAUUUGCAGCAGGAAAAAUUACGCAUCAGCGAACACCAACGGGGAGAAGUUAACGUGGAGUUGGCCGAACUAAAACUCGAACACGAACAAAUCAAGCUCGCCAUUGAAUCGAAUCGAGCGGAAUUAAGCGAAACCGUCAACGAAAAAGAGAAAAUGUGCGCCGUUCUAGAGUUGGAGAAAGGCAAGUUGCUAAAGCAAGUCUACAGUUUAGAGAAUGAAUUAGCAGAACUGCGAGCAACGCUAAGUGAGAAGGAACAGGAAGUUGAAGAUGUGAAAACUGAAUUUGCUAGCUAUAAAAUAAGAGCGCAAAGCGUCCUCAAACAGAAUCAAAACAAAGACACUGGAAAAGAGCGUGAGCUUGAAGAGGAAACUCAAAAUCUUAAGAAAACGCUGGAACAUUCGCAAAAUAAACUCCAGCACGUGACUCAAGAAGCUGCAGAACUCGGUAAAACCUGUGAUGAACUGAAAACGGAUAAAGUGCGUCUUCAAAACCGUUGCAAAGAACUUCACGACCUGCUGGAGGAAUCGCGCCUACAGAAUGAAUCGCUCCUAGAGGACAACCGUCGAAGCAACCUCAACAGCCAGGAGGCGCUGCGGACGCAAAGGCUUCAAUCCGAAACGCUGGUAAACUGCUACAAAAAGCAGCUGGAGGAACUGCAGGAAAAACAUUCGCAAGAAAUUGAAACCCUCAAAACACAAGCGCAAAAGUCAGCGCGUGACGUUCCGGAUACCUCCGGGGGCGGGGACCACCGGCACAAUAACAACCUACCCGCCUUCGCCCGCGGUCAGCAUUUUUCGGACGAACAAAAAAUCAGUCUCCUUCUGCUGGAACGCGAAGAAGGUGAAGGUUCGGAAAGUACCAGCUCGCAAAGUGGUGGUGCCGCCGCCGGCACCCAACGAAAUCGCAAAAUUUCCAACUCUAGUCAAACCUUUCGGUCGUCCCGAUCCCACCGGGAUCUAGUGCCCCUGGACGAACUGCUAAAUUCUUCUUUCGAUGAUUCGGCAACGCUGUACGAUGGAACGAAUGACUCCUCGCCGCCGCGAGCAGCAAUUUCGCCGACGCUGGAACUCCGCCUAACCAAGGAGCAACUUGGCAAGCAUGAAAGUCGAGUACGCCACUUGACGGCACUGUUGGCCGAAACCGAACAGGACUUGGCCAAGCUGACACAACUGAACGAACUGCUGAAGGAGGAGGUUCGCCGCCACGAGCGGUCGAUCGAACGGGAGAAGCACGUGCACAAUUCAGAGUAUCUGAAAAAUGUGAUUUUCAAGUUUCUAACUUUGAAUAGCGGCGAUGAGAAAUCGCGACUGGUUCCUGUGCUAAACACGAUACUUAAGUUAAGUCCAGAGGAAACGCAAAAGUUGAACAAUGUGGCCAAAGGAGCGGAGGGCAGCGGACGUGGUUGGACGGGGAUCCUCUGGAACUAGCGUGUCCGGAGAGCACACGCGUCAGUAAGCAAUUCAAGUAACAUUGAAUAGUUCUUUUCGUCUGUUUCCUUUCCUAUUUACUGAACUGACUUAGUCUAUCCGUAAUAAGUGUUAAAUCAUUUAAUCGUUUAAUCGGAAAACCGAACCCCGGCAAAUUUUGGUUGUCAAAUUUGUUGUAAAACUUUGCAAAAGGUGUGUUUUUGAAAUACUGUCUGAACAUUUGCCGUACCUGUUGUCGUACUAUAGCAUUGAAAUGCAGCUUUAUUCACGGUCUGCUGCGGUGCAAAUUAAAAUGACGAAUUAAGAAUUAAUUUAGGAGUCCGUCGCCUUAGGCGAACAAAAUUCUGAUGGGAACUGUAAUUAAUUAGAUAUAGCAUAGUAAAUUUUAUGGAACUAUCAGAAAUCAAAAUGACGGCACGCAGUGUGAGGCUUGAAAUUCGAGUGUACAUUAAAGUAAAUCACGUGGCACUACCUUUGGUAAUGUUUAUGUUUCGUCCGCAAAGCAGUUUGUUUUAUUAAAGUUAGUUUAAAGGCGAGUUUCAAAGGUGUCUGAAUCUAUUCACGGGGUCUGAAGUGGAAGCGAAAGCAGACCAAUGUUUGCAUGUUGUUUUUAUCGAUGAGGCAUUCCAUGGCAAAUAUUUUUAACGAUCUUUUUCGAUUUUGCUGAAAAUUUACUAUGAUUUAUCUUUUUCUAUACCUAUAACAAUGAAUUUUUGCCUGUCGGUUUGUAGGUACCUUAUAGAUUCGGGAACUACUGAACCGAUCGGCCUAAAAAUUUGCAUGCAGGGGUUUUGCGGUCAAGAAUGGUUCUUAUGAUGGUUCGAGACCCCUCUCCUCUCUGGAAGAAACGCACUAAACUAUGGCAUACCGAUGUAAAUUCUGGGAUGAAAUAUCAAAAUGCUUGAGCAGGCAACAAAUACCAGUGAAAUAAGGCUGUUUAACGCCAUAUUUCGCAAGAAACAUAUAAAGGGAUAAUCCAUUACAUCCUUCAAAUUAAAAAUGCUCCUAUGAAAUGACCGCAUUGGAGUUUUGGCAUUCAAAUUAGCAAAAUAGAAAAUUUCUCAUUUAUUCGAUAAAAGUGGUGGUUUUCAGAUAGGACUGGCUCAGCAAAUGUCAUAAAAGGCACAAGCAACUUUAGACUCGAAACCCUUAACAAACUUCAAUCCCUAAAGUUCGAGACUUGUGACUAUUGGUAAACUACUCGAGUUACCUAAAAAUGUCCCAUCUUGCCCCGUGGAGGUGCUCGUCUUGCCCCAGUAUGUUUCAGACGGGUGAAAACACAACUAUCACGCAUAUCACGUUUUUUGUCAGUAUAGUUUCAAAUAUUUCAAAUCAAAAUUCUAUAGGAAUGUUAGAUGUAUAAUAGAAAAACUGUUUAUUUAGCAACGGUUAGCUGGAGAUUAAUGGAGCUUUUAUAACAAAAACUUGAGCUGAGCUAACGGUGCUUAUUAACGGAAACAUUAUAAAACCCGAUCGAGUAUUGUCGACUUCUGAGUGAAUUUGCUGCCAUCUAAAUAAAACGGCAAUACCCAAACUAACUCUUAGAUCACGAAGCUGCGUUACUUCUUUGUCUAGUAGAAGACGAUAACACAAAAUAAUCAGACUUCUAACCAGCUCUAGUUGCAGGUCAACGAAAUCUAUAAAAGGUUCAUUUAUGGCUAUUAUCGGGAAAUUUGGUCCUAAAGUACUACUCUGUGGCACGCCAAAUAUAUUUAAAAACCCGCAAUCUCAUUUUUUGCAACAGGUCCGCCUGCUCGCUACCCGAUUAAUAAGCGGGUGGCUUAAGCGCCACUCUCCAAUGGAGAGACCACCCACCGAGAUUAACGGUUGCCCAGCCUGAGACCCUCGCAGGGAGAGGUUCACUUUUAUCCCGAGUUCGGGAAGGGAAGCGGGUUGGCAGACUUAAACACGUGACGCUAUACUCCGUAUGGCUACGUCACAAAACUUUACCUACGAUACAGACCUGGCACUUAAGAACAGCAGCGUUUGAACUCGCAGAGGCAGACAAAUGAACGGGGAAUUCUCAUCACUGGCCGAGUCCAGUUUCCACCUAGAAAUGACCGCAAAAUGAUUGAAGAGAGUCCUUGGCUGAUUUCGGAGUCAGCCGCCCCAGUAGAAAAUGCUCAAAGACUAACAAGGAACGCAAACCGAACACAUGAAAAAUCCCUUCUAAGCCUACUGCAUGGAGGUUCGUUUCAUAACUUAAAUGCGCCUUCUAUCGUACUACUACAAAUUUAUAUUUGAGAAAAUUGGCAUUCAUCAAACACUCCACUUCCAUUUCUUAACAUGGUUUAUUCGAUCGAUUGAUUCUCUCUACUUGCCUAGGCCUAAUCAUUUCUAUCUUCUAAUCUUUCCCAUUCAUUCCCUACUCGCUAGCGGUGUGUGCAAGACAAAAAAAGAACGUACGUUCACUGUGCGGUGUGGUGGGUUGCUAUCAACCGGCUGCUGUUGGUUUCGUUAGGGUCUCGGCCCUAUUCAAGUCACAUGCGCAUGGACAAUAGAAAUAUAAAAGUACUCACUCAAUAC
Molecule: messenger RNA, 6799 nt
Organism: Sabethes cyaneus
Lineage: Eukaryota; Metazoa; Arthropoda; Insecta; Diptera; Culicidae
Product: GRIP and coiled-coil domain-containing protein 2-like
Exons: 5
Coding region: 137-4273 (1378 amino acids)
Source: RefSeq, a predicted model, not a curated record